Messenger RNA from Acanthoscelides obtectus, 1242 nucleotides. NCBI's taxonomy places the organism in Eukaryota, Metazoa, Arthropoda, Insecta, Coleoptera, Chrysomelidae. The record is from the annotation of a GenBank genome assembly.
GAACAGGGCAUUCACAAUUCAAAAAGAAUAGUGUGAUACCUAGGCGUGAAUCUUGUAGGUCUGCAUUCAAGAGUAAUAAUCUACUAACGCUUCCGGCAGUAUAUAUCUUUAACUGCGCUCUAUAAUGCAUUCCACAACAAAUUGCAAAACCACCUUUACCUUUCGCGCAACCGUGCUCAAUGCACUGUCUCUUACGUCACAAUCGGGUGAAGUCGAUCUUUUACGUGUCCAUUUCUUUGGCCUCCUCGUUUCCGAUAACUUGAUUUUGGCGCUGUUCUGCUCUGCCUGUUCGUUGGUCGUUGGUAAGUCGGGUUGGUGAUAGUGCAGUUUCUUCUGUGCAAAAUCUGAUUUUUCCUUUCUAAGCUUUAGGAUACAAAAAAUAAACACAAACAUGUUCGCCUGUGCUAGAUUGAUUGCCCCUGCCACCAGAAGCGCACUUGUUGCCAGCUCGAAGCAAUACCUGAGGCCGCUGAGCAGUGCCGUAUGUCAACAGACGCAGGGUAGCCAAAGAAGUCAGAGCCUCAUUGAGUCCGUACAGAACAGACCAGCAUUGAUGCCAGCCAUCCGUUCUUUCCACGCCACACAACCCACCAGAGACAUCGACUCUGCAGCUAAAUUCAUUGGCGCUGGCGCCGCCACAGUAGGAGUUGCUGGUUCAGGAGCUGGUAUCGGAACCGUAUUCGGCUCCCUGAUCAUCGGCUACGCCAGGAACCCCAGCCUGAAACAGCAACUUUUCUCCUACGCCAUCUUGGGUUUCGCUCUGUCCGAAGCCAUGGGUCUGUUCUGUCUUAUGAUGGCCUUCCUGUUGCUGUUCGCCUUCUAAAUUCUAACGUGAAUUCCACCAAGCGCGUCGACGCAGGCGCGCUUUACAUCAACAUAUUAAAUUAAUUUAAAUUAGAGACAGUCGUUCAGACCAGUUAACUCUUACACGAAUAUGUGUCAGUUUAUAUGUACAUCUACUACAUGUAAUACAUGUCAUCGCGUACUAUUAUACGAGACUUUGGGCUUACUGUCAUCGUAUCUAUGUAUAGUAAAAGAGGGUAAAAUGGCACUUAUUUGUUGGGGCGGUCACUAGAAAAGUGAUAAGACGAUGUACAGUCGCAGGAUUUUUAAUAAAAUUUCGAAAUGUUCUAUAAAGCCUUGGUUAUUAUUUUCGAUAAUUGGGGCGUACAUUCUUUUUUUAAGUCCUUAUCCUUUUACAGUGCUGUUAUUAUUUUUAAAAUAAAAUUGUUUUCAUUGAAC